ACCUCUCACUGCGCCGUCUAACCCAGCGCGUUACCUUUCCAAUCCACUUCCACUACCAACACCUUACCUCCUACUCCUGAUCAAUCUCCGACACAUCCUCCGCCACGAUGGCCGACACCGAAGAUGUCAAGCGCGAAGAGCGCGAAGAAGACGAGCAGCUGGACCGACAACAAGAGGACGACGACCUCGGCGAUGAGGAGGAGAUUGCGGCAAUGAAGAAGCGCGUGGAGGAGAUGGAAGCCGAAGCCGCCAAGUUGCGCGAACUGCAAGCCAACAUCGACUCGCAAGCGGACAACUUGCGCGAAAACAAGGAGGACAUCGACGCGCGGAGUGUCUUUGUGGGCAAUGUCGACUACGGCGCAAGUCCCGAGGAGAUCCAGGCGCAUUUCCAGAGCUGUGGUUCCAUCAACCGCGUCACGAUCCUGCUGGACAAGUUUACCGGACAUCCAAAGGGGUACGCGUAUGUGGAGUUUUCGGAGCCCAAUCUCGUCACGCCGGCGCUGGUGCUCAACGAUAGCACGUUCCGCGGUCGUGCGAUCAAGGUUGUGCCCAAACGGACAAACUUGCCUGGUAUGACUCGAGGUGCUGGUCGUGGCGGCUACGGUGGUCGUGGAGGCGGCGGCUACGGCCAGCAGCCAUUCGCACCACGCGGAGGCGGCUACCGUGGCGGAUACCGUCCUCGCGGCCGUGGCUACAACCCAUACUGA
Zymoseptoria tritici IPO323 is the source of this 707-nucleotide messenger RNA. RefSeq lists its product as uncharacterized. Gene Ontology annotation, molecular function: RNA binding. The coding region runs from base 108 to 707 and encodes 199 amino acids. Lineage: Eukaryota; Fungi; Ascomycota; Dothideomycetes; Mycosphaerellales; Mycosphaerellaceae. The transcript is spliced from 5 exons. The record is from RefSeq and is a predicted model, not a curated record.